Molecule: messenger RNA, 620 nt
Organism: Nyctereutes procyonoides (raccoon dog)
Lineage: Eukaryota; Metazoa; Chordata; Mammalia; Carnivora; Canidae
Gene: NDUFC1
Product: NADH:ubiquinone oxidoreductase subunit C1
Exons: 4
Coding region: 49-279 (76 amino acids)
Cellular component (GO): mitochondrion
Source: RefSeq, a predicted model, not a curated record
CCGCCCCGAGGCCCCGUCCCCGAAGGAGGCGGAGCCUCGCCCGGCAAGAUGGCGCCGCCCGUGCUGUGCCGCCCGGUCUCCCGGCUCCUGGCUCCGGCCCGGCUCCCGAGCGCCCCUCGGGCGCGGUGGAAGUUCUACGUUCGGGAGCCGCCGCGGGACGGCCCCGACUGGCCGAAGGUCGGGCUGACCUUGGGCACCGCCGUCGCCCUGUGGAUCCACCUAAUCAAAAAACAUAAUGAAGAUGUUUUAGAGUAUAAAAGAAGAAAUGGGUUGGAAUAAACCAUUGAAAUACUAAUAUAGUAUGCUCCACGUUGUGAUUAUACUAGUUCCUUUGGAUUCAGCAACCUGUUAAGUUGUAAACAUGAGAGAAAAAGUCAUAUGUGAAUAUGUGAAUGUAUGCCAAAUCAGCAUUUGUGUUUUGCAUCUUUAAAUGAAAAAAUAAAAAUACUAAUGUAUUCAGAUUAUGCAUAUUUUAACUAUGUAGAACAUGUCAGUUCUAAAGUACAUAACUUGAAGUAUUCUGAUGGAAAAGUACCAUCUGAUAAUGGGGUCGGUGGUAAUAAGGGUACGUUGGUAAGAAAACUUGUUAAGGAGAUAAAUUAAAAAUCGCUGCUGAAGGA